This is a messenger RNA of Naegleria gruberi, 1840 nucleotides long. RefSeq lists its product as uncharacterized. NCBI's taxonomy places the organism in Eukaryota, Heterolobosea, Eutetramitea, Acrasida, Naegleriidae. The coding region runs from base 370 to 1656 and encodes 428 amino acids. Gene Ontology annotation, cellular component: membrane; endoplasmic reticulum. The record is from RefSeq and is a predicted model, not a curated record. Gene Ontology annotation, biological process: ceramide biosynthetic process. The transcript has a single exon. Gene Ontology annotation, molecular function: sphingosine N-acyltransferase activity.
AAAAAAAACACCAACACUCCACCCCCGUGUUUUUUCACUUCCAUCAGAUUUUUCGCCAAUUCUUUUUCAGGUUGUUCCUUUGUGUUGUAUUGUAAAGUGAGAGUAGAUUAUAACUCGAUUCUUCCUUUUUCUAACGACUUUGAGGUAACAGCAGUAGUGGAUACUUGCUGUUGUAGUAGAUUGAUAUAUAUUUAACAUACAAAUUUUGAGCUUUUUGGCUUGAGAGAGAAUUUGAAAGAAGGUUAACUUACUUAACAUUUCUAGUGGGUUAUAAUAGGUGCCAACAAAUUAUUUCAUUGCAUUGAUCUCGGUUUUCAUCAUCAGUGAAUUUUGGUAUUUUUCAACUUCAUCAUCAAACAUCAUCACAUAAUGAAUACAAUUGAUACUAGCAAUAGUGGUACAACAGGAAUGACCAUGAUGAAGGUCUAUCCUGAUGAUUCUAUCAUUGCCACCAACCAUUCCGUCCUUUCUGUAAAUAAUUCAGCUGCUAAUAUGGCAGCCUCAGGUGGUCUAUCCUCACAAAAUCAAGCAGCAGCCAUCUUUUAUCAUAUUGUUGAUCACUUCUUUGGGGUCAAGGGUUCUAACAAUAGUCAUAUCUAUUCGUACACAUCGAAUGGAGCCACCAACGUUUAUAAUCUCUCCGUAGGUCCUCCUCAUUCAUUCCCUUUAUUUAUGGGAAGUAAUGAAGCAGCACCAUCAAUAUGGAGAAGAGUUGGUUGGACUUUAGAGGAUACAUUAUUUGUUCUCUUCUGUGCUCUUCUCUUGUAUGGUAUUAGAAGAAUACUCAACAGUGAGAGUGUGAAGGGUAUGAUUUUCAAAUUGAGAGAUUAUUCCGUUGGUUCAUCUGCUGCUGACGGCAACAAGGAAAAGAAGGAAGCUGUAGAUGCCUCCAAGCAAUUGAAAGAUGAACAACGUCUUAUGGAAAAUCUCUGGUUUUCAUUGUAUUAUAUUGCUUCGGCCGUCUUGGGAUUUUUGAUUUUGAAGGAGACUCCGUGGUUCUGGGACUUGUCACAUCUUGUUAUUGGCUACCCACAAGAACAAACUGGCUAUGAAAUUUCGCCAUUCGUAAGAAUGUACUUGUUAGUCGGAGCAGGUUUCUAUUUCCAAGCACUCUUUACAUUGCUCUUUGUCGAUGAGAGAAUGAAGGACUUUGUUGAAAUGUUGGUUCACCACCUUGUCACUAUUGUCCUUAUUGUUUGGUGUGUAAUUUCCUACUAUCACAGAAUUGGUACUUUGGUCUUGCUCUUGCACGAUGUUGUUGACGUCUUUCUCUAUAGUGCCAAAACACUCAAACUUUUCAAACAGGAAAAGAUUUGUGAAAUGUUAUUUGUUGGAUUUGUAGUAUCCUUCUUAAUUUUGAGAUUAGUAUAUUUGCCAUACCUCAUCAUUAACGCCUUGUUCUUUGUAACAAACAGUUGGGACUAUCCUCAAAGAUAUUACAUUUUCAGAUAUGUUGAAAAUGCUAACUCUCUUCUUGAAGUUACAAAUUAUGGAGGUUGCCUCUUCAAAUAUUGCAUUAGUAGUUUCUGGUCACUCAUCUCUCUUUUGGUUGUUCUUGUAUCCUUACACAUUUUCUGGUUCUCCAUGAUUAUGAAAAUUAUUAUCAACAAGGUUAGAGGAAAGGAAUUGAAUGAUAUUAGAGAAGACGAUGAAUAGAUGAAUUGUAUAUUAUCUGCAUCAAUUUGUACAUUAUAUAAUCAUUGAGCUGUGUCUAUUGUUUCGAAUUUCAUUUUCUUUUUGGAGAAUAAAUGUUCGAAUUUUGUUCCGAUGGUACAGCUCAAUUAGAGAAAUCUCAAACAAUUACUAACCUGGUUCCAUUAAAAAUAAUUUUGUUUAUUAA